UCCCACCAGGCAGGCGCACACAUGGCGUUAAAGUAUUUACAAACAUGCAGAGAGAUCGCUUUCGCCGGGGACCCCAAGCAUCCCUAGCACUGGGGUCAGGCUCGCAGGGAUGCACUUAUUGGAAAGGCAGGAUUUGGAAGACAGCAGCGACAAACGCCAAUGUUUGUGCAUACAGCAUCGUGGCACACCCGCACUGGUCGGGGCAUAUGACUCCUGGCGGUCUGAAAGUCCACCGCAGAGUGGCACUUUGGCCUGAUGGGCUGGGCUCACCUCCCUGUUCCCUGCCCAGAGGCUGGCAGUGCUGCAGCUGCCCCAGCCUCCCAGCAUCUCUCCAGCAGCCAGCAUGAUGUGGAUGCGCUGCCCAGCAGCAUGGCUGGCAGUGAUUUCACGGCCCCUUGUUCCUCUGAUGAUGUAUUCCUAGAUGACAUCCUGCCACAAACACACCUGCAAACUCUGUCAGCUUGCAUUCGACCUGAAGACAGGCCACCAAAUCAGAUGACAUUCCAUGGGUAGGUCUUUUACAUGUUUGCAGCAAAAUUUCUUGUGUUCUUCAGUUCUAAGUGACUAGUGAGCUGAAAAACAAACAAACAAAUAAAAAUCUUAGCAUGGCAAGCAAGCAAGCUUGUGUGACAAAUUCAUGGGAUAAAGCAGUACUGCCAGACACCAUUUGGGAAUUAGUGCCUUAAAAAAAAGAACCUUUUUCAUGCUGGUUUGCUUCAUAAUUACUUCCAAACUUCAGAGUGACCACAGCUGCCAAGUAAGAACAAUUGCUUAUGAUUAAUUUAGAGCAACUCAUAUGUUUUCAGCUAAAUUAAACCAAAGCCAAACCGGGGAUUUUGGAAGCUGCUGAAAGUAAGGGGAACUCUGGAGUGUUUAACAAUUACUUCCUCAUAAGACAUGCCCAAGAGGAAGAGAAAUGCUCUUCAGUCAUGGAGCUGCUCUCCUAAGCAUGAGGGGGAUCAUGCUUUCCUCCCUCUGCUUACUGAUGCACCUGCUUCAGGAUGAGAUAACUACGAUUUUAGUUUUGGAAAACCAAGACCUGCAAGAUUCAAUUAAGCCGCAGAAGGUAGAGUUUCAUUCAUUAAACUUCAACAGCACUUUGCGUUGGCAGCCUGGGAGGGCCAGAGAGGCAAGAGACACGGUCUACUUUGUGCAGUAUAAAGUGUAUGGGCAGAGCACGUGGCAAAACAAAGACGACUGCUGGGGGAUUCAAAACCAUGUCUGUGACCUAACGACUGAGACCUCUGACAUCCAAGAGCCUUACUACGGCAGAGUGAAAGCCGUGUCAGCUGGCGUCUAUUCCGACUGGAGCCUCAGCUGCAGAUUCACUCCCUGGCGAGAAACUAUGAUAGGACCUCCGACGGUAAUUGUGAUUCAUAGCAACAAAUCCAUAAUACUAAAGCUCCAGGCUCCACGUUCUCCUUAUAAAAGGAAGAGAGGCAGCAAGAUACCAAUGACAAAUUAUUAUGAUCUGCUAUACCAAGUCUUCAUAAUUAACAACUUGCUAGACGAGCAACACAGAGUCCUGGUGUAUGAAGGAAAAGACAAGGUUAUUAAAAUAGAAAAUUUGAGGCCCGGAGUCAGCUACUGCGUCGUGGCUAAAACAUAUGUGCCAAUGCUGGACCGCAGCAGUGCCUACAGCAGCAGGCAAUGCACUGUGCUGCAGUGACAGGGCUGGCGCCUCUGAGACAGGUAAGUCACCAGCUGAAAUUGGAGAUGACUCUGGAAGUCAAGAACUAUCCCCUCACCAAAGGCAGAUACUCUCCAAAAAGAGAAAAAAAGUGGCAUAAAACCUGCCAUCCCUUAUGACAAUAUUAGCCAGAGUUCUUAUAUCAUCUCAGCUAGUUUCACACCAGGUAGGAAUGAUAUGGCUAAGGAUAUUAGAGGAAUGGUGUGGAUAGUUAUUUGUAUGCUGGCACGGUCCUCAGAAACAUCUCCAUCUUCCCUUUCUUUAAGCAGUUAUACAUAGUAUUGCUUUCAUCAGUUUUUAUCACUGUCAAGUAAUAAUUAACUAGGAAAAUGAGUGAACUCCAACAUUAUUAACAUGCAAUUCUGCUGCAAGAUCUACAAUUCUGUUCAGGGAUUUAUGUGAUGUAUUUAAUUCAAAUGGGCCUGUCCUUUUCAUGGCCAUUCUUCAGGUGUAAUGUGUUUAGAAAUAAAUCAGUUAUCAAAUUUCAUGAGUUUCCAUGGGCCAAAAUGCAAGAGUUAGCUCAAUUAGCUAGUCUGAAAAAUUUGUUUGUUUACUUACCUCAAUCAUUAGACUAUCUUCACAUAUCAUAUGCCCAGCAGGGAGAUUUACUAUCAAUCCUGCCUUGCAGUUACCAAGGCACAGAGUGUACAAAGACCUACGCCAAAGCUGAUUUCUGUGUUGUUGGCCUUAGCAAGCUCAGAUUUGGGUCCUUUCUAGGGGUAGCAGGGGAAAACUGGAAAAGCAUCAUUGUUUGAACCUGUGCAUCUGUUCUCAGCUUGGUACCCUAGCUACGAAAGAUUUUCUUUCUUCUGCUUCAUAAUAUGAUGCAUAACACUGGUCUCUCAUGAAACUUGGUCAGCAGGUUUAGGCUAAGGAAGGAGUCAGUUUCUAGGUGAUUUUCCUGCAUUUUUGCUUGCUUUCCCAGUACUGUGAAAGGCUGGAAGCUCAGGUCGGAGCUGGACUGCUAAACAACCUGCAGAGGUACAGGAGGGAUGCAGGCAAAUGGCAUGUGUUGCAUUUUCAGUUAAAUUGAAUACCAUCCACCUUAAACACGCAGUCCAGCGGCAAUUCUCUUUCUCUUCCCAGUUACAGGAAUAAUGGUGGAAGAUGCCUCCCAUCACAGAUCCAGCUGUAAAUCAACAUCUGUGGUCUUUGUCUGGAAUACAUACUUGGAUACUUUUUAAAUUAACCUUUGCUGCAUUCAAUGAUUUGGUUCAUCAUAAUCAUUUUAUGCUACACAAAGGCCAGGGAUGCUUUGUAUGUCCUAUGUUACAAUUUUAAAUGGUAUAUAUUUGCAUUUAGAAAGGAAAUAGUCAUGUACUGUAAUAAAAAAAAGAAGGCAAAAGCACUUGUGAAACUAUCCUUAAGAUUGUUUCUAGGGGUGUUCUAUUUUAAACCUUGGAAUUAAAAUACAA
This is a messenger RNA of Harpia harpyja (harpy eagle), 3105 nucleotides long. It is a transcript of the gene IL22RA2, whose product is annotated as interleukin 22 receptor subunit alpha 2. The record is from RefSeq and is a predicted model, not a curated record. NCBI's taxonomy places the organism in Eukaryota, Metazoa, Chordata, Aves, Accipitriformes, Accipitridae. The coding region runs from base 917 to 1669 and encodes 250 amino acids. Gene Ontology annotation, molecular function: interleukin-22 receptor activity; protein binding. The transcript has 5 exons.